AUGACCUUUAUGGGCGUCUUGCUCGCUUGCUCGCUCGCAAAAAAUCCCACUUUGCAAUCCUUCUUCUUUCAUUCACUCGCCCCUUUGAUUUGGUGGUUGCGCAACGCAACGUCAUCGCCAAGCCAUGCUGGGCAUUGCUCAAGCCUAAAAGGUAGCAAGCCGCCCACUUUUUUCGAGCAGGUUCAGCGAUCGAGAGCCAAGUUUGGCAUCGUGGCGUCGGUCCAAGGCUAUGCUUGCUCGAGCGCCGAGUACGCAGCCAGCCAACACAUUCAGAAGAGGAAAACAAAAAUUCACGUCACGUCACGUCGAAUGGAAGGGGGCAAUCAGGAUGACAUGCGUUAUGGUGCGGACGGACGGCCAAAGCGAGAAGGAAAUUGUGCAGGCAGCAAGCAGCCCUCGUCGGCUCGGCUCGGCUCAGGGGCGUAG
Messenger RNA from Ceraceosorus bombacis, 426 nucleotides. The record is from the annotation of a GenBank genome assembly. NCBI's taxonomy places the organism in Eukaryota, Fungi, Basidiomycota, Exobasidiomycetes, Ceraceosorales, Ceraceosoraceae.